AUGCCUACUAUACUGCCCAAAGAAAUGGAGGGUCAUUUCCCCUCAGUUAUCCCAGGCUUGAUAACUUCUGACGCAGUGUAUGCCUGGGCUAUUGAGGAAGGUGUAAACCCUCGGCGAGCGGUGGUGAUAGAUGGAGUUCACCCACUCGCUCCUGUUUACUUAGCUGCAUGGCCUUUAAGUAUGUUCCCAAGAUUUGUGGGGUACCGAUUCAUAGCCCGUGCCCCUUCAGAGAUUCAGGACACUGUGCGGCUAUUGUGGCAAGUGGAAAAUGAGCUCCCUAAUGAUGGUGAGGGGCCCUCUAUGAUUUUCCCUCAUGGAUUGCCGGAUGGUUGUCCCUGUGUUUAUGCAAGCCUGCCAGCACAGUCCCACAAAAAUGAGAAAACGGUGAUAACCCCUUCUGCUGUGUAUCUGUGGGCUCUUUUAGAGAAAGUGGAGCCGUGUCAGGCCGUUGUAGUUGACGGCAUACCUGAGUGUUGCCCUCCAGAUAGUGUGCAUCACGCUCUUAUGGAUAACCCGUUAUUCGACGGGCUUGAAUAUGUUACUAAAGGGCCUUCCAUGGAAAAAGGAAAGGUCAGGUUCUUAUACUGGGUCCCUGAUGAGCCUUACCAGGAAACUUGGCCCUCCAGAGUGUAUCCCAUAGGCGCCCCUGCAGAAGGUUGCCCGUGUGUUUAUCAGGACUAUUUUGCACCGCACAUCCUUAGUGGGGCCCGUGCUGCUGCCCUUUGUAACCCGCCUUCUGAAGAUGAAGAGAGUGUCAGGGUUACUGGGUCCCUUGACAGAGUAGAUUACCCGGAGGAGUCUGGGGUCCCCACUGACGUACUACCGCCUGAGCCGGAGGGCCCGGUAGAAUCAAGGGAGUGUACGGGACUAAUUGAAUCUACUCAUAGAGGGGACUGUUCAACUGAGGAGGCCUUUGCUACUGAGCGGCCGUGUGAGCCAGAGAGCCCAGUAGUGCUGUUGCUAGAAGAAAGCCCUCCAAUAAUUGCAAUUUCCCUCGCUCUCAGUGAUAAGGGAGAUGCGAGUGAUGUAGUGGCCGUGCCCCAGGAAGAGUCUGGGCCUAGUGCUAAUGUGUCCCCAAGUUUGGAAGUGGAUUCAAAUAUUACUUUAUUAACGACGGAGUUGUGUGCUGUGAAUUUGGACAACUCUCCUGCCAUAGAAGUGGCCUGUGUUAAUGUGAUGCCCGAAUGUGCCCCUGUGGAGAAUGAUCCACCAGGGGGAGCUUCCGAAGAAGUUACUGCUGUGGAAAUUUGUACUGCGUCACAUUCCCCCUCAAUACCCUGCUCAGUGAGGGUUAAGUUGAGGAGCGCGCGAAAGAGACAAAGGAGGCGUGUCAGACCAAACAGAGGAGGUGCCUCUAGGGUCAUGGCGUGGCGUCCCAGUGUAGAAGACAGUACCGCAGCCAUUUUGUAUCUUGCUUCAACCCUGCUGGAGUUAGCGGAUGCGAGAAGGCAGAUGGCGGAGCCUGUUGUUGAACCGGAGGUUCAAGUGCUUGAAGAAAAGCCAGUGCCGUGCGCUCCUACUCUUGCGGAGCAUGAGCGGCAGUAUGUGUAUCAAGGGACUUUCUCACCCAGUGCCCGGGGAAUGGUUCCAGUAUGCGGCCUAUGUGACCUGGAAGCACCAAACGCCCUAGAGGAUCCCGGUGGAGCCUGCGUGCAAUGCGGCUCUCAACUAUGGAUGGGACCUUUUGUUCGGGCAGAUCUGCCUCCAUUGGUGGGGAUGACCAAGGAUGAGGUGAGCGGCAACUCUAUACUAAAUUAUGAAGAGAUAGAGGAGGCCCCGGGGGUGUCAGCGGCUGCGGCUCCCGCACCGGAAUCCCAUGUACCUAUUCCCCAUAGUGAGGCCUGCUGUAACGAGGAAUGUGCAUUCCCCUCUAAAGUGGCUUCGAUUGAAGGU
Messenger RNA from Protopolystoma xenopodis, 1893 nucleotides. NCBI's taxonomy places the organism in Eukaryota, Metazoa, Platyhelminthes, Monogenea, Polystomatidea, Polystomatidae. The record is from the annotation of a GenBank genome assembly.